AUGAGCAGUACAGCCAAAGAACGCAACCUGGGGUCUCACUACCUCGUUCAAGAGAAGCCGAAGGGCAUCAAGGGGAGGCUAGUGGAUUUACGAAACCUUGGGGAUGGCUCUUACCGAGAUUGUCACUAUUGCUAUUCUGUGGAAGAGUGCGGGGAGCCUCUCACGACUGUGAUGAAUGUCAACCCUUUACUACAGCGGAUGCGAAGUUCCCUCGGCACAGGGAAUCACCCGUUUCGCGGAACGUCCGAGCUGGGGCCUACAUCUUGCAGAAUCCCUCAGGGAAAGGUCGACAUGAGCCUCGUCAUCUACAAUCGAUGCUCGUCUUUUGAGAAAUGCCAACGCCAACGCGACUCAUCUCGUCGCGAAGCGCAUUCUCCAUUUCGAUGCCUCGGAGGAACGGGAACGGGGCGACCUCACAAUACGUUCAACCGGUUUGCUUUGAAAGUCUUGGCUCCCAUCUGGAUUUUCACCCAACACGACCCAACACGCACGCUCUUUUUUACUGGCACUGCAACGACAUUUGCGGGCGUGAACCAUGUCGACGCGCAUUUUCAUGACAACUUGGGAUUAUUGUCCUCCAGGGGUGGCACCGCACAAAUUUCUAACAUGCCCUUACAAAGUCAUAUUUCAUCUUUCACAAAGUCAAUGCACGCCCUCGACACUAUUUCUUUCAAAUGUGACCCGCUCCUCUCCCCGCAACGUAGCCUGGCCAACAGUGAUACCGUCACAUCCUCUGACAGUCACACCGAGCGCCUUAUCAGACAAACGAGGCUAAAAUUUCUAUUUCAGUCAGUCUUCACCCAUGCCUGCCGUGUAAAGCGUGUUCCGAGCGCUAAACACCUCCCUUUCAUUAAAACCACCAUGUCUACCGCGAAGGGUAGCUCAACGGGAAGCCCCAGCAUUGAGAUUACAGGUAACCUCCCAGGUUUUUGCCCCGCAAGUCAAACAUCUGACACCCAUUGGCUAGAAAUCUGCGUUGAAUCCCAGCACAUCCUCAAAUCGAUCCAACUUUCGAUUGGAUCGUUCGAGCGGGAAUCACCUUGUCUCCUGAAUGCAACGACCCACAACUUUGAGUUGUCAUCCCCCUGUCAACUUUCGCCUUCAGAGCCCCUCUAUCUGCAAGUCCGAUUCCGCGGAUUGUUUCGUGCUGCGUCGAAGAGCAAGAUACCUCUCGAUGAACUGCUAAAAUGGUCAAAAUCAUUUGACAAGUUCGAUGUCGUCCUGAAGUUUAGCCGAUACGCAGGGGUGCUAUCGAUCUUAGAAUGCUUUAACCAAGGCAGAACCUCCGACGAGGGCAACCUACAACCCACAACGGAUGAGUUAUUCAAGUUGGUCGAACGGUUCCGAGUCCUGGUCAUCGGCAAAGUAGCUCUCUUAUACCUCUAUUCUCAGGUAUUAGCUCACAGUUUGUUUUUACAGAGUGGUGUAGGGAAAUCUUCCCUUAUCAACGAAUGCUUCGGCGUCAAGGAUGCUGUGAGGUCACUUCCCCGUCUUCUCAAGAUCCGCUGCUAA
Laccaria bicolor S238N-H82 is the source of this 1512-nucleotide messenger RNA. RefSeq lists its product as uncharacterized. The record is from RefSeq and is a predicted model, not a curated record. Lineage: Eukaryota; Fungi; Basidiomycota; Agaricomycetes; Agaricales; Hydnangiaceae. Bases 1 to 1512 code for a protein of 503 amino acids. The transcript has 14 exons.